GGGAGAGUAGAAACGAUCCAGCACUCAUUCUCGCGAGAUCUGACAGUGGGACGACAGAUGGUAUUACCACCGGCGACGAUGGGCCGGCAUCAGUGGAUCUUUCAGUGACCUAAAGGAUGUCCCUUCAACCAUGGGCCAAGCUGUCUGCAUCUGCUCUCGUGGGAUAAUCACCAUUGACAAUAAGCGUUAUUUAUUUAUCCAAAAUCUGGAUGAAGGGGGUUUCAGUUACGUAGAUCUCGUGGAGAGCGUACAGGACGGCAAGUUCUAUGCCCUUAAGCGUAUCAUCUGCCAUGACAAAGAAGACCGGAAGAAUGCACUCACCGAGGUGGAAAUGCACCGGAUGUUCAACCACCCAAAUGUCCUGCCUCUAGAAGCAUACAGCAUCAUAGACAAAAGUCCAAAAUGUGAAACUUGGCUUCUAUUGCCUUACAUUAAGAAUGGCUCACUUUGGACAGAGCUUGAGAAGCUGAGAAAUGCUAAUAACUUCAUGGCUGAAGAACAGAUACUAAGCAUCUUCCUGGGACUCUGUAAGGGACUGAAGGCUAUCCAUGACAAGGGCUAUGCACACAGGGACUUGAAGCCCACAAAUGUUCUUCUAGAUGACUAUCAGCAGCCCGUACUUAUGGACCUGGGCUCGAUGACAAAGGCUAGGAUUGAGGUCAAAGGGUCACGAGAAGCUAUGACAAUCCAGGACUGGGCAGCACAGCGAUGUACCAUAUCAUACCGAGCCCCUGAGCUCUUCACUGUGGAAAGUCACUGCAUCAUAGAUGAACGCACGGACAUAUGGUCCCUAGGAUGUGUGCUCUAUGCUAUGAUGUUCCUGGAAGGACCGUAUGAUGGCAUCUUCCAGAAAGGAGAUUGUGUGGCAUUGGCUGUACAGAAUCCGAUAACCAUUCCAGAAAACUGCAGGUACACCCAGUCCCUACAACAUCUGCUAACCUCUAUGAUGGUUGUUAACCUCCAAGAAAGACCAAAUAUUAACUGGGUAUUGAACCAGACUGAACAACUGCAGCCUGCCGGAGCCGUCCAGGACACCAAAAUGAUCUAAUAUUGGCAGCAUUAACAAGAGUGGCUCCAUCUAUCCUAGGAGGCACUUUGCAUUUGUCAUCUGUCAGACUUCCAUUAUUUCUACACAGGGAGAAAAAAAAUCAUCAAUCAUUCUAGCUUCAGUAUUUCUGCCAACUGGGUAGGAUCCUGUGUGUUCUCUCUCCAUUAUGUCCUGUAUUCCCACUCCAGUUUGUACAGAAUUGUUCAGUUUUCAAUGGAGAGCAAAAUAGAAAAAAUUGCAUGUUUUUCUUCAUCCCAGAAGGAUUUAGCUAUUUGUUUUGCUCCAUUGGUACUACCUGUGCUGUAAGUUAAUCAUAGCCACCAAACCUUUUGGUAACUUCUAUGGUUACAUGUGUAGAAUUUGCAUACAACACGUGGCUGGAGGAGCAAGUCUCAUUGAGUGCGAGAGGUGUGAUUCACUUGUCUGUUUGGUCACUGUUGGAUGCUGCCUGUCUGCUCACUUCCAUCAGAACUUACUGGGGUUAAGUUUUGGAGUGCUUUAAUUCUGACUCUGUGUAAAAUGGCAAGUGAAAAAGUGGCCAUGCGCGAUGUGUAUUGAAUGCUGUCAUGACACGAUUUAUUAAUGUGGACUCCAAAAGUCUGUUGAGCCUGACCUCCAGGUGUACAACAGAGAACUAAGUCUGAAAUAGUUAAAUUUUGGGAGCAAGUGUAGAAACCUCAUAAGCUUUGAAGACUCCAUCCAGUCACAUAAUGGGAUAGGGAUUGGUUUCAAUUGGAGUACAUGCUGAGGGUGCUGGCAUCUAUCUCUAUAAUAUUUUGUAGUACAUUUUUCUAAUUAAAUAGUUUUUUUUCUAUCUUUCACCCCCGUGUACCCUUUCCCUCUUCCAAAAAAAAAGACAAUAUAAAGAUUUGAUAUCACUACAUUGAUUCUGAUUGUAGAAGAUUGGGUAAGUUUGAAUCCAUUCAAGCCAAAUAAACUGCUAGGGAACUCAACACUCAUCUCUCCCACACAACCUUCCCUCCCCCCACCCCCGUCCCAGCCAAACAGGAAAUGAAAGCAGAGCCAAAACCAAGUGAAUAUUUUCCUGGAUGGUGCAUUACCCAUUAAGGGAACAUCACUUCCCACUCUGUCCAUUCCUUUUUGUAGGAGCUUAUUUUGCCCCAUCAGUGCUAUUUUUCAAGUACAUAUUCCAUGCCUAUUCAAAAUGAGUGGCCUUGUCUUUUGGAACAAUCUCAAGAUGUCCGAUGGUCGGCUUGCCACUUGAGAUUGAGUUAUUUCCACAAACAGCAAUGUGGAAAUGUUCAAUCAAAAUUUUCUGCUGCAGAAGUAUUUCAGUUCCUUUUCUGAGUUUGUAUCCUCAUAAGCAUCUGUAGAUAACAUAUUUCCUUCUUCCCCUGCAUUGCACACCACCCCCUGAAUCUUGAGUAAGUCUAAGAAUAAUAUAUUGAACUCUAGAAAAUAGGGAAAGGCCUGCAGUUAAACAGGACCGUGGCUGAUGUACCCCAAACUUUGUCUUUCUCAUUGCUAGUUCCACAUAACACUUCAACUUGCCAAUCCUUCAAAAACAUAUCUACCUCCUCUUUAAAUACCUCCAAUGAUCUAGUCUCCACAACUUUAAGGUAAAUUCCAGAGGUUCAUCACUUUUUUUCAAAAUAUUGCAAUUGAUGACUAUUUUCUUGUUUAGUAACUCUGUCCCCUUGUUUGACUGUCUCACGAGUGAAAACCUUUUAAAUCUACCCUGUUAUACACCAUAGGAUUUUAUGUGUUUCUAUAAAGUCACCUCUUAUUCUUCUAAUUUCCAAAGAAUGUAGAAACAACUUGUAUAGCUACUUCUGAUAGGAUAGCAUUCUGUUACCAGGAAUUAGCCCAGUGAAUUUCUUUCAGACUUCUCCCAGUGUUGGAAUAUCCAUUCUUAGAUAAGGGGACCAAAGCUAUGCAGGAUACUCUUGGUGUGCCCUCAUCAACGCCCUGUACAGUGAUAACAAUGCAUACUUAAUUCUAAACUCAGCUUCUUUAAAUCUGCAAAAAAAAUCGUGCAAAAUAACUUUAAAAGGUUGCGAGAGACAUGGUUGAUUCCAGAAGUUGCAUUUUUAUUCCCUCCUGAUUUGUAACUCUGUAUGAAAACUGAUUAUUAUUUUUCCUUUCAAUGCUUUCACUUCCACCCCACCCACCAAUUCUUCCUUUCCCCAACACUACAAACCAAAGUACUCUCAGUGCUUACCAGCUAGGUAUGUGGUUGUGUUUGGAACUUGCUUUAGUUUCAAAAUAAUACAGAAAGCCUGAAACUAAACAUAAAGUUUGUGGGGGGGGGGGGGGGGAACUUGGAAUUAAUGUGGAAACCAGGCUGACAUUCCGAACUAUGACUUUUUCCAUCAGAACUGAAAGUUCUUGAGGGGUCAGUGAUCAGGGAAAGAACUAAACAGAAACAGUCUAUGAUGGGGUAGAUAUUGUCUGUUACCUACUUUGUAAUAUAAAGUGCAACACAAGAGCAUUCUGUUUGGUCUGGUUGCUGUCUUCUAACAACAGUCUAAUGAGUGCCAUUGUUUAUCUGUAGCCAGCAGUUCUUACCCUACCCUUGGAAAAAUAUCUCCCAUUCCCUUUUGAGGGCUACCAUCCUUUCUACUACCUAUCAGCAAGUGAUUUAUCAUCCUAACUACGCAUUCAUUUAAACAAGUCAUUUAGCUUGGGUGCCUCUGGUUCUUUUGCCAAUCACCAUUUAAAACUUUGUUAGCCCCUCAUCUAUGGGUUACAGUUUCUCAGAUGUUACUGAGGAGAAGAGGGAUGGACCCCUUGAGCUUCCACCAUUCAGUGGCAUGGCUGAAUCUAUGCUUGUUUUAGUUAGUGUGUAGGUGCUUAAAGCGGUCCCUCAGUCUACGUUGGGUCUCACCGAUGUAGAGGAGGCCACACCAGAUACCCCGACAGACUGGCAGGUGAAGUGUUGCCUCAUGUGGAAGGAUGAAUAUAUUUAGUGCAUUUAUAUGGUUUCAAUUGCCUCUGUCAAAUCUCAACUUAACCACCUCAGCUUUGAGGAAUAGUGAAGAGCUUGAUUUCAGAAGAAAGGAAUGUUUGAAGUGCAAAGGAUGCCUGCAGGAAAAGACAAGCAUAAGUUGGUGAUCUUCAGAGGCCUGCAAAACUGGUUGUCUUUCUCUAUUGGUUCAUUUGGAGAAGAGGACAAGUUUCUCUUGUUCUCAUAGAAUGACAUCCUUGUCUGAAAGACUAGUGAAAAUGACAUAAUUAUUGUGUUCAGUUAUUGGAAGAAUAAUGAAUGCUUGGCUUUUAAUAGCCUGAGAGAUGUACAAAAUAUCAAUGAUUCCACAUUGGAAUGAUAGUAACAGAGCAUAAGAAUGCACUGUAAAAUUUGAAGAAAGAAAAAUUUAGGACUUUAUAUUAACAGAAUCUGAAAUGGAUGUUGUAGUGGGGUUCUAGUAAGAAAGCAAAGAAGUUGAAAUUUAUCCUUGUCUUCCCAUGUUGAAAACAGCUCUCUGGGAAUUAGUCCCUGUCCCCAGUAAACCUGUUUCUGGUAACUACAUAUCACAAGACAUUAGAAGCAGAGAGUAUUUUGUGCAGUCAUCAGCAUUGAGGUCACCAGCACUCCUGUACUUUAGCACUCUCCUACCAGAACCCAGCAGCACUUGGCAUCUGGAAAUCUAUCAGUCCAAAUCAGUUUCAAUUCUGUAGAUUAAAAAGUCCUUGGAUUAGAGGGAGAAAGUUAUUGUAGCCUUUCUUUUCCCACUUUAUCCUGCUUAAUGUGGCCAGAAUCAAUUCAGACCAAGUAAAAUGCAAACCUUUUCAAUAUUGUAAAUUAUCCAUACAUAUUCUUUCAAGUGAAGUACAAUAGUAAUCAUUCUCCAUUUGUAUGCUCUUUGAGGGAUUUUGCUAUGCACACAGUGAGUGACAGUUGCCUGGGAUACUGUAAUUCAUUUCAGGAAACUUCUGGGAUAUGGUAUGAAGCAAUACAGGGUCUGCCGUAUCAGGAACCCGCUCAUCAGUAGGACCUCUCAUUAUAAGUUGCUUAGAUCAAUUUGAUUUAAUUCCAUUGUCAUUGCAUAGAUAGUAUUUAAAGUGACUAAUUUUUGGGGAUAUUGAUUCUUUGAGACCAUCAUCAUAGGAUUAUGAUCGUAUUCUGGACCUGUAUAAUCCAUUCAGAUCCCUUGUCCUGAUUUUCCAUUAUAUCCUUGUGUGUGCAAUCAAUAUGUCUGCAGUUCCAAUUAUUUGCAUACCUUUAAGAUAAAAUGGUCUGUAAUUGUUUGUUAAAUUCUUUGGUGUUUUGACCCUCUCAUGUGUUGUGGUCGCCAAAGGCGGUUACAAUUGUGUAGGCGCCUACUGCAUUUGCUGGGCGUUACUUUCUCCCUGGCUAUUGUGUCAUUUAUGUCAAAAUUACUCAGUGCAAUUAAGCAUUUGUAUACCAGCAUUACCAUGGGUAUGAUGUGCUUAAAGUUUACCUCAAUUUAAAAAGAGGUGGACGGAGCCCUGAUGAUGCUUGGAGGUCGGUUUGAGUUUGUCGAUAUCUCUUCUGUUGAAAAUAAUGUGUUACUUUUAUGUAACAUACUUUAUCUGGGACAGUAGCGUAGUGAUUAGUGUGACUGUAUUAGAGCUCAGGGUGUUGGAGUUUGGACUUCAAUUCCGGCACUUUCUGUACCCUUCCUGUGAGCACAUGGGUUUCCCCCGAGUGCUUCGGUUUCCUUCCACAGUCCAAAGGCAUACAGGCUUGUAGGUAAUUUGUUCAUUGUAAAUUGUCCUGUGAUUAAGACAAGGUUAAAUAGGUUGGGCUGCUGGGGAGUGCGACUCUGGGCUGGAAGAGCCUGUUCCACACUGUAUCUCUUAAUAUAGAAAAAAUUUAAAAGUUUUAAAGUCAAUGCAGCUCAGAAAUAGCCCUUCAUCCCUCAAUUUCUGCACUAAUUAUCAAGUACCCAGCUACAUACAUACCUUAUUUUGGUGCUUUUCUAUUAACAUAAUCCCUCCCCCACAAGCACUCACAAAUCUUUGACCACCCACCUUACACUUGGGGCGAUUCACAACCAGAUCCCAACCCUGGAUUUGGAAGGAAACUGGACCAUCCCAGAGGAAACUCAAUCAGUCACAGAGAGUACUGUGCCCAGAUAGCAACGGAGGUCAGGAAUGAAUCCUGGUCCCUGGAACAUAGAACACUACAGCACAGUACAGGCCUUUUGGCUGAUGGUGUUGUGCCGAUCUUUUAACCUACACUAACCCUUCCUUCUCACAUAGCCCUCCACUUUCUAUCAUCCAUGUGGCUAUCUAGAAGUCUUUUAAAUGUCCCUAAUGUAUGUGCCUAUAUCACCACCCCUAGUAACACACUUUACACACCCACAUUCCCGGUGUUUUAAAAAAAACUACCUCUAACAUACUUUCCUCCAGUCGCCUUAUGCUCCCCGGUAUUAGUUUUGAGGCAGUGGCUUUAAUCAAUCUGUCACAUACACUUGAGUUGUGCUGCAUUUAAGGUUAUAAAUAUCUUGUUCAGAUCAAUGCCACAGUGGGUCUUUAUCAAGAAUCACUAAUCCCUCCCUAUAAUUUUAAAAUAAUUCAGUGAUUUUUUUGCUUUCUUGCUCCAUAACCCAGUUGUAUCAACCUCACUCAUUUCUCCUAUGGUACCAACACAACCAUAUACAGGGCAAGAGCAGUUAGUCUGCCAGGCAGGAUUUCCUCUGGUUGUGAUGUUAGUUAACAUAAUCAGUACAGAUACUUCAGCCCACAAUGUUGUGCCAAUCUUUUAAAUUUAUCUAAGAUCAGUCUAACCGUACCCUGCCACAGAGCCUUCCACUUUUCUAUAGAAAUAUAGGAACAUAGAAAACAGGUGCAGGAGUAGGCCAUUCGGCCCUUCGAGCCUGCACCGCCAUUCAGUAUGAUCAUGGCUGAUCAUCCAACUCAGAACCCUGUUCCUGCUUUCUCUCCAUACCCCCUGAUCCCUUUAGCCACAGGGGCCAUAUCUAACUCCCUCUUAAAUAUAGCCAAUGAACUGGCCUCAACUGUUUCCCGUGGCAGAGAAUUCCACAGAUUCACCACUCUCUCUGUGAAGAAGUUUUUCCUCAUCUCGGUCCUAAAAGGCUUCCCCUUUGUCUUUAAACUGUGACCCCUUGUUCUGGACUUCCCCAACAUCGGGAACAACCUUCCUGCAUCUAGCCUGUCCAAUCCCUUUAGAAUUUUAUAUGUUUCAAUAAGAUCCCCCCUCAAUCUUCUAAAUUCCAGAGAGUAUAAGCCUAGUCGAUCCAGUCUUUCUUCAUAUGAAAGUCCUGCCAUCCCAGGUAUCAAUCUGGUGAACCUUCUUUGUACUCCCUCUAUGUCAAGAAUGUCUUUCCUCAGAUUAGGGGACCAAAACUGCACACAAUACUCCAGAUCUGGUCUCACCAAGGCCUUGUACAACUGCAGUAGAACCUUCCUACUCCUGUACUCGAAUCACCGCCUGCUGUACCUGCAUGCCCACAUUCAAUGACUGGUGUACAAUGACAGCCAGGUCUCGUUGCAUCUCCCCUUUUCCUAAUUGGCCACCAUUCAGAUAAUAAUCUGAAUUUCAUCUAUGUGAAAUGUACGUAUUUAAUCUAUGUGAAUUCAAUCUGAAUUUCAUCAUAUCUAUGUGCCAAUCUAAGAGGCUCUUAAGUGCCUAAAUGUUUAACUCUAAUGCAUUGCACACUUAUGACCUUAUUAGUAAUGCUGAACUGCUGAUCAUUUUUCCAGUCAAUGUAUUACUUCAAAGAUCACAGACCAUUGUCCAACCCUUGCUGCUGUUGAAAUGGUUUCUGUUACAUUGUCCAGCAAAUCAGCAUUACAGAUUUUAGUUGCCCCACCAUUGGUGCUCGUGUCUACACCUCCUUCUGAUUUAAAUUUUGGAGAUCCAUGGCUAAUUCCCUCUGCCUCUUUACCUUCUUUGGAAAUGAUCGCUCCACCUUCUUUUAAAAAUUCUGGCAGGGUUGUGGCAGUUAACUGGAUUACGAUCCAGAGGUGUGCAAAAACUUAACAGUCUUAAAAGAUUAGCGUUGUUUGUCUCACGUACAUUGAAACAUACCAUGAAAUACUUCAUUUGCAUCAAUGACCAAGGAUGUGCUGAGGGCAGCCCCAAGUGUGACCAUGUUUCCUGUGCCCAUAACUCUCUAACCCGAAACCAUUCAUCUUUGAAAUAUGAGAGGAAACCUGAACACCUGUAGGAAACCCAUAUGGUCAAGAGGAGAACGUACAAACCCCAUGCAGACCCCUUACUCUAACUGUUAAGUUACUGUGGCCACCGUCACUGAUUUAUUAAUGAUAUUUGGUCAUUGAUUUCAGUGCAGGUGCCACGGCAGCAUUCAAAUUUAAACUGAGUAAUUAAAUCUGGAAUUUAAAGAAAAACUGAAGUCUAAUGGUGGCUAUAAACUACCAAGAAGGAAGUCAAACUUAGAACAGCACAGUACAGUUCCUUUGGCCCAAUGUCAUGCCGACCUUUGAACUUGCUCCAAGAUCAAUCUAAGCCUUCCCUCCCUCAUAGCCUUCCAUUUUUCUAUCUUCUAUGUGCCUGUCUAAGGGUAAUCUGCCAUAUGUACCCAGUCUGACCUGUUAUGAUUACAAAGGUCAAAGGCUCAUUUAUUAUCAAACUAUACAACUCUGAAAUUCUCCUGCCUUGAAUCCAAGAAAGAAAAGAAAGGCAGCACGAUCAUCAACUCCCCCCCCCCCCCCACCAUACCACUCCCUGCACAGAAAAACGAAUAAAAAUGGAACAGGCAGAUCAGACCCCAAAUCCCUCCUGGCAGCACAAAAAAAAUAGAACAGGUGCAUCAACCUUCACACCCCCCUCCCCACACAAAAUAUGAGAAAGAUUGGGCAAAAAACACAGAACAUAUGAAACUAUUAGACUGGGGAAAGUCCACAGUCCAAGUCCACAUCCAAAAUGCAGAAAACCUGGGCAGCAUUCUCCGGGCACAGUGGCAGGCUCUCCCCUCUCCAGUAGCGUAGCAGAGUGAUCCUAGAAUCAAAAGACAGGCAGCCGGCACUCACUUCAAUGCUUAAGCUCCCUCAUCACUUUAAUCAGUGCACACUGGAAGCUUUAAUCAGUGAAAUGGAGUCAAAUAAUGAUUCACAUCCUGCAUCCUGCCCACCUCGAGGUUCCGGCAUGCUAUCUAUGCCUCAUGAAUCCUCUCAGAGACUGCAGAGUGCUGGAACACCCAAAUGAUCUCCGGACAGCAAAUCACAGGCUCCAGCAGUUCCAGAACCACAUCCAAGAUGAAAAACAAACAUAAGAGACAUAAAGAAGUGAAAUUAUCUAUCCAGAAGAUGCCAACUGAAGGAGCAGUGUAUGCAGGCGCCAUCCAGAUCCACUAAUGUAUCUGAUCCCUUACCUGGCUUCUUCAAGUCCAGGUAAUAAAUGGAAACAACACAUAGGUACAUUUUAAAAAUGAAUUAAAAAGAACUACUCUUAACCAAACAAUUGACUGUCUGCUUUGAUUGGACUGAGCCAUUGAAACUAAAUCUUGUGAUCAGUUUAUGCAGCCAAGAGAAGAGCUUUUGUGAUGUUCUGCAUAUUCAACACUGCUACAUAAAUACAGAUCUCCGUCCUUGAAUCAGUGUGUGCAGUUUGAUACUGCUGAGUGCUUUGUACAAGUUGGCCAUGUUAAUGUGGGUUUCAGGUUAAUUUAUUUAUUUAUCUUGCAUACAUCGGGGAAAAAGAUUCAAGAUAGCUUAUAUACAGAGCCUAUAAAGAGUAUUCAUCCUCCCCGCCCACUCUUUUGGAAGUGUUAAUGUUUUAUUGUUUUACAACAUUGAAUCACAAGUGGUUUUAAUUUGGCUUUUUUGACACGGAUCUACAGAAAAAGACUGUGUCAAAUGAAAACAUCUCUACAAAGUGAUCUAAAUUAAUUACAAAUAUAAAGCACAAAAGAAUUGAUUGCAUAAGUAUUCACCCACUUCAAGUCAGUAUUUAGUAGAUGCACCUUUGGCAGCAAUUACAACCUUGAGUCUGUGUGGAUAGGUCUCGAUCGGUGUUGCACAUCUGGACAUUGCAAUUUUUCCCCAUUCUUUACAAAAUGCUCAAGCUCUCUAAAAUUGCAUGGGGAUCAUGAGUGAACAGCCCUUUUCAAUUCCAGCCACAAAUCCUUAAUUGGAUUGAGGUUUGGACUUUGAUUUGGCCAAGCCAGGUCAGUAACUUUGUUGUUUUAAGCUGUUCCUGUGUAGCUUUGGCUUUAUGCUUGGAGUCAUAGACUUGCUGGAAACAAAUCUUUUCCCAAGUCCCAGUUCUCUUGCAGACUGCAUCAGAUUUUCCUUCAGGAUUUCCCUGUACUUAGCUGCAUUCAUUUUAUCCGCUACCUUCACAAGCCUUCCAGGGCCUGCUGUAGUGAAGCAUCCCCACAGCACGAUGCUGCCGCCACCGUGCUUCACAGUAGGGUGGUGUGUUUUUGAUGAGUGCGAUGUUUGGCUUAUGCCAAACAUAGUGCUUAGUCUCAUGGCCAUAGAACCUUCUUCCAACUGACUUCAGGGUAUCCCAUAUGCUUUCUGGCAAACUCUAGUUGAAAUUUCAUGUGUAUUUUUUUCAACAGUGGUUUUCACUUUGCCCCUUUCUCAUAAAGCUAUGACUGGUGAAGCACCCAGGCAACAGUUGCUCUAUGCGGAGUCUCCCAUCUCAGCCACUGAAACGUGUAACUUCUCCACAGUUGUCAUAUGUCCCCUUCUUGCAAGACCACUCAGUUUAUGAGGACGGCCUGCUUGAGGCAGAUUUACAGCUGUGCAAUAUUCUUUCCAUUUCUUGAUUGACAUAACUACUCCAAGAGAUAUUCAGAGACUGGGAAAUUUUCUCCUGACUUGCGCUUUUCAUUAACCUUUCUGUGGAGUUGUUUGGAGUGUUCUUUUGACUUCAUGGUGUAGUUUUUGCCAGGAUACUGACUCACCAGCAGCAGGACCUUCCAGAUACAGGUGUAUUUUUACUACAAUCAGUUAAAACACCUUGACUGCACACAGGUUUAUCCAGGACAUCUUAACUAAUUAUGUGACUUCUAAACCUAAUUGGCUACAACAGUGAUGAUUUGGUGUGUCAUACGAAGGGGGGGGUGAAUACUUAUGUAAUCAAUUAUUUUGUGUUUUAUAUCUGUAAUUAACUUAGAUCACUUUGUUCUAAAUAAUUCGAUUAAUUUAGAUCUAUUUUCACUUUGGCAUGAAAGAGUCUUUUUCUGUUGACCAGUGUCAAAAAAGCCAAUUUAAAUCCACUGUGAUUCACUGUUGUAAAACAAUAAAACGUGAAAACUUCUAAGGAGGGUGGUGAAUUCUUUUUAUAGACACUACAUAGAUUGAUUGCACAUCCAUAAAGUGACGCUAGGCACAGAAGUGUCUAUACGUAAGGUGACUAACUGGAUAUGAUAAAGUAGUGGUGAUUGGGAUGUGGGGGGGGGUGGUUAGUGGGUGGAGGUGUUGAUUAGCUUCACUGCUUGGGAAAAGUAGCUGUUUUUGAGUCUGGUGGCCCUGACAUGGGAGUGGAUCAGACAGAGUGAAUAUUGAGGGCUGAAGGGCUGUACUGAUGCAGUAUUCUGUGUUCUAUCAUGGAUGAUAGAGGACAAAACAAAGUGCUGUUAACAACUAACACAACCUACGGAUGGGCUGAGUGCAGCCCUCAAGUGUUGCCACACUAUCCAGCUAAUAUGGCAAAAAUGAGGGGGGCAUAAUUGUUAAGGUGAUUGGAGGAAAUUGUAGGGGGAUAUCAAGUAUAAGUUAUUUUACACAUAGAGCAGUGAAUAUGUGGAACACCCUGUCAAUGGUGAUAGUAGAAGCAGAUACAUUAGGGGGCAUUUAACAGGUUCUUAGAUGGGCACAUAGAUGAUAGAAAAUAAAAUUAAUUUAAUAGAAUAAGGUUAAUCUUUAUAAAGCUGGUCAUUUGUAUCUGAUCUCAAAUGUCAAGUGACCAUGUGGAACCCCUCCUCCCAUGUGAUUGCACUGCGAUUGCGACUAAAUUGGGGCGAAGGGGGCUGCUGGUACACCACCUUAAAGUGGUAACAUGAGCUACAUUCCCUCAUUGCCAAGGCAGGGAGAGCAGUAGUAGCAGGAUAUAAAUGAGAGCUGCCUUUGUACAUUUUGUUUUCCAAACUAGCUGCCAAACUUGAGGAAUGCAUUGGGACUGGCCUUAACUUGUUGAUUACGGAACAUGAUCUGAAAGUCUGUCUCAGGCUUUCUCCUGUGAAAUAGCCAAUUAUCUAUUUGGGCAGUUGGUACCUCUAUGUUAUGUGUUUAUUUGAGCAAUUCUUUGCACCUUUGAAUCUGGCAAUAGCCAAGGUGAAGAUUAGUGUCAGUAUUCUCUGACUUUUACUUACGGUAUUUCCAACAACGCCAUUCAAAGUGGAAUGCGGCAGCUUGAAUGUUUUAAGUCUGUUUUAGUCAUUUAAAGUUUUAUUUGAAUCAUUGCAUCUGUAUUUAACUCUAGAGAAAUGAAGAAUUUUAUAUUUGUUGAUUUCACAA
Messenger RNA from Hypanus sabinus (Atlantic stingray), 12427 nucleotides. RefSeq names its product serine/threonine kinase 16 (gene stk16). The transcript has 8 exons. Lineage: Eukaryota; Metazoa; Chordata; Chondrichthyes; Myliobatiformes; Dasyatidae. Gene Ontology annotation, cellular component: cytoplasm; Golgi apparatus. Gene Ontology annotation, molecular function: ATP binding; protein serine/threonine kinase activity. Gene Ontology annotation, biological process: protein phosphorylation. Bases 131 to 1048 code for a protein of 305 amino acids. The record is from RefSeq and is a predicted model, not a curated record.